GUGUGUGAAACAAGGUGGCACAGUGGCAGGUGCCUGUGGUGAUGGGUGAGGUUUUAACUACUUCAAACCCUAACCAAGCCAAACAUGAGAGUGAACAAAUCCCAACUCUGUGUACUCUCUAAGAGGAUGAAAGUGAUCUUAAUGAUGCUAAUUUGUAGUUGAGAAAAUAAGUAGAACCUUAUCAUUUGAGAUUCCCACAUGAUUUUGCUGCUGCUAGUUUCUUUCUGCUGUCCACUGAUCAAGGUUAUACAUCGACCGUUACACUCCGCUGGUGAGAAGCUGGGUGGGUAUGUGUAUGAAGUGUCAGGCAAGAGAUGAGUCAAAUGUUUGAAAGGGGCAGGAUUUCCUUUAUAUUCUAGGAUGUGUUGAGCAGGACUAAGUUCUACGGGCAGCAGACAACCUUAUGCCAUGUCACCCAGGAUUUCCAUACCAGUGAUCUGUGCCCUUUUGAACUGAAAUACACCUGGUAGCCAUGGCACCAUCUACAUCCCGAGCUUUCUUCUUCCUACUUCUCCUCCUCAUCCUCAGCUUACUCUUAUCCCUGUUUUAUUACUGCUUGUUAGACCAGAGGUUUUAUCUGCAAAAAUAUCAUCUAGAUGUUCCUCAGAGAAACAUCAGCAUCCUGCUGUGGCACUGGCCAUUUGGCCGCUCCUACAGGCUUGAUGGAGACAAAUGCCAGAUGUACAACAUCAGCCGCUGUUUCCUCACUGAUAACACCUCUGCCUUCUCCACUGCUGAUGUGGUCGUCUUCCACCACCAGGAGCUGAGCACAGGUCUGUCAGCGCUGCCCUUGCACCUGGAUCGCCCAGCCUCCCAGCACUGGGUGUGGAUGUCCAUGGAGCCUCCGGUCAACAAUGCAAACCUUACACAGCUCAAUGGCCUCUUCAACUGGACGAUGAGUUACAGACGUGAUGCAGAUAUAUCUAUUCCUUAUGGGAAAACCAUUUUAGGAAGUGAUGACCCAGGCUUCCAGGCUGCUCCAAAUCAUUCCUGCCUUGUCAGCUGGGUGGUCAGCAAAUACCAGGCUCACCAGACUCGGGCUGGUGUGUACAAAAGUCUAAAGAAGUAUAUCCCUAUAGAAGUGUAUGGCAGCUGGAACAAGAAACCUCUAUCAGACAGGAAACUGUUGCCUACCAUCGCAAACUGUAUGUUUUACCUGUCUUUUGAGAACUCUGAGGCAAAGGAUUACAUCAGUGAGAAGCUCUGGAGGAAUGCUUUUCAAGCAGGGGCCAUACCAGUGGUUCUCGGCCCCAGCAGAGCCACCUAUGAGGCCCUGGCUCCCCCUGGUUCCUUCAUCCAUGUGGCUGAUUUCAAGAGCACAGCAGAUCUGGCUGCCUAUCUGAAGCAUGUGGCUGCAGACAGGCAGGCUUAUGAGGCGUACUUCCAGUGGCACAGCACUCACAGAAUAAAAACCUACACUGACUGGAGAGAAAGGCUGUGUCAGAUCUGUGUCCAAUACCCCAGUUUACCAGCCAGUAGAAUCUAUCAGGACCUGGAGAGCUGGGUUAAGAGCUAAUUUUUUUCAGGUGUUUUGAUUGGAACUGCUGAUGCUACUGCAUCACCUCAUGUAAAUGUGACCAUACUGUGACAAUUUGAUGUAGGAUUACGUGUGCCUCAGGAGCCAAUUUUGAUAAACAAAACUGCACACAACAUAAACAAAUAUCAAGUAGUUGGUUGGGUUGGCUGUGCACUGUACGAAAAAGCGGAAGUGGGAACUUGUGUGUAAACAUUAAUAAGCAUGCUCUGUUUGUUCCAACCAUGGAGGCAAGUUUCUCUUUACAGCAGGCCACUGAUUCUUGUAAAUAGUGAGGGCAUUUCAUUAUUCUUCACAUGAAAUGUCUGCUCAUGAUAAAAACAAGAAAGACA
Molecule: messenger RNA, 1866 nt
Organism: Lates calcarifer (barramundi perch)
Lineage: Eukaryota; Metazoa; Chordata; Actinopteri; Centropomidae
Product: fucosyltransferase 7
Exons: 2
Coding region: 473-1516 (347 amino acids)
Cellular component (GO): membrane
Molecular function (GO): alpha-(1->3)-fucosyltransferase activity
Source: RefSeq, a predicted model, not a curated record